Molecule: messenger RNA, 1035 nt
Organism: Cyclocybe aegerita
Lineage: Eukaryota; Fungi; Basidiomycota; Agaricomycetes; Agaricales; Hemipholiotaceae
Source: the annotation of a GenBank genome assembly
AUGUCUCUUAUUAGUUGCGACCCGCUGAUCUACCAGAACAUUCAAAACGAUGUGCGCCCGACUUCCAGGUUGGCCUUUCUGUCAGUCAUCGGCUCUGCAAGCUUGUGGGCGAUGGGAAUGAACUUAACUUUUCAAUUCUUUGUUCGGUCGCAUUACAAAGAGAGCCGUCCACUGCUCAGUUUUCUGGUUAUCUGGGUUGUAAUAAUGGAUACUGUCCGUCAAGCAUUUACGAUACGAGAUAUGACGGUUGGAGACAACGCAGCCCAAUGGAUUGUCGCGAUGUCUACCAUCCCUCUAUGUGGGUCCAUAUUCUUUGGCUCUGCGGCCAUUUAUUUCUUUUCGGCAUUGGUUUCAAUACCGACCCAAUCGUUAUUCAUAUACCGGGCCUGGGCUUUUAGCGGGAGAAAGCGAUGGAUUCCAAUUAUCAGCGCCCCGUUUCUCUUGUUUCAGCUAGUCUUCCCUAUAGUCCUAUGGCAUCUCGAAAGUUGCAAGCAUCGACAAAGUUGUAAUUUGUUGUCGUAUUAUCAUAUCCUGCGGGAUAUUUUCAUCGCAUCUUGUGCUUCAAGCGCGCUUAUCGACGGCGUGACGUCUGUCAGUUUGACUUUUCUUCUCUGGAAGAGGUACCUUGCUCGCGAGAGCCUAGGAUCGACAAACUCUAUCCUCCUUCGACUGAUGCUGCUAUCGGCGAAUACGGGCAUGUGGACGGCCAUCGUUGCGGUGUUCCUGAUCAUAGAGCUUCUCAUAGCUGUUCCAAAUAAUAUCUUCCCCAUCCCUGGGUGUUACCAACUGCUAUCGCCCCUCUACUUCGUCACUGUCCUCGUCAAUCUCAACUCGCGCCGUUUCGUUCGUGAUGCCGCAAACCGGGCAAAGAACCAGUUCUCCUCUAUCCGCCUCGAUUUGAGAAAUGCAAACUUCAACAGGCCUGCAACAUCAGGAGUGGCGAGUGCUUUGCAUUACAAUUUCCCGUCUCGGUUCUUGACAGAAAAUGAGCACAGGAAUCUGAGGGAACGGACGUCAUCGAUAUCAAACCUAUGA